CCGGCGUAAUCCAGGAAGCAGCUGUGACACAGAAACAGGGGGAAAAGAGAGAAAACAAACUGCUUCAGCAGCACACUGAAUGUGGCGACAGUUACAACAGGGGAAGUAAAGCCAAGACAGACGAAAGAGAACUGUCUGAUCCCACUGUCAGAGCAGCUUGUGUGCUGGAGAGCUCAUACGCCGUAUUGCUCCUCUCUCUGUUUGCUGUCAUUCUCUCUCUUCCACUGUAGCUGUGGGGGAGGGUGCACCGCCGCCUAGUUACAUGUCCCAGCAUCUCGCAAGAGCACAGACAAGGCCACUGCGACCAUAACGGAGACUGUGAAAAAAGGACAGGACAGGCAGAUAGAGACCUCUGUAGUGCGUCUGGGUCCAAGCCCCUGAAGCCACAGCGAUCGCUUCCAGGGACACCUGUCUCUUUCUCACAUUACCCAGGCGACCUGCGGAAAUCCAUGGAGGAAAAGUACAAAGAGAUUGCAGAGGAGCUGUUCACACGCAGCAUGGGGGAGAGCGAGAUGCGAAGCGCCCCGUAUGAAUUCCCGGAGGACAGCCCGAUUGAACAGCUGGAAGAGCGACGGCACCGCCUGGAGAGGCAGAUCAGUCAGGACAUUAAGCUUGAGCCAGAGAUCUUGGUCCGUGCCAAACAGGACUUCAUGAAAAUCGACAGUGCUGCAGACCUAGAGUUAAUGAAGGACAAAAGCCUGGACUUUGUUGACCUUUCCUUUAAGGAGGGGGCGAUGCCGGUCGAAAGAGAGUACCUGCGAGUCUCAAUCUCUGGAGACGAAAAGUGUGGGGUGCCCUUCACUGACCUGGUAGACGCUGCCAAGUGUGUGGUGAAGGCAUUAUUCAUACGGGAGAAGUACAUAAACCUGUCCAUGCAGAAUUUCUGCAAGACUACAGCUCACGCCUUACAGGAGCUCGGGACAACGCCUCUGAAUAUGAGGGUCUAUGAUGAUAAACUAGAGACCCCUGUAGAUGCUGAUGCUCCGGUCCAUCCACCUGUUUCAGAGACGCACCCUUAUGACAAUCAGGAUAUUAAGAACAUGCCACCAGACACAGGAUAUGGCUGCAAGAUGGUUGAUGGUGUAGUCCAUGUCUACAACAAGAACAACAAUAUGGACAAAAGCACAGAACUUGAUCUGAUGUAUCCUGACCUGAAGGAAUAUAUUGCAGACAUGAAUGUGAUGAUGUCUCUUAUUAUCAAUGGGCCAGUGAAAUCCUUCUGCUACCGUCGCCUGCAGUAUCUAAGCUCUAAAUUUCAGAUGCACAUCCUCCUGAAUGAGAUGAAGGAGCUGGCAGCCCAAAAGAAAGUUCCUCAUAGAGAUUUCUACAACAUAAGAAAGGUGGACACACACAUACAUGCGUCGUCCUGCAUGAACCAGAAGCACCUGCUGCGAUUCAUCAAGAGAGCCAUGAAGAAAUACCCUGGAGAGAUUGUUCAUGUUGAACAUGGACGUGGUCAGACCCUCAAAGAUGUUUUUGAGACCAUGAACCUGACAGCCUACGACCUGAGUGUAGACACACUUGACAUGCAUGCGGACCGUAACACAUUUCAUCGGUUCGAUAAGUUCAAUGCCAAAUACAACCCCAUCGGAGAAUCCAUCCUCAGAGAGAUUUUCAUCAAGACUGACAACCACAUUAAAGGAAAAUACUUUGGACAUAUAGUUAAGGAGGUGAUGUAUGACUUGGAGGAGAGCAAGUACCAGAACUCGGAGCUGCGACUCUCCAUCUACGGCCGCUCCCGGGAUGAAUGGGACAGUCUGGCUCACUGGGCCGUCGAACACAGAGUUUACUCUGAUAAUGUGCGCUGGCUCAUCCAGGUGCCCCGUCUAUUUGACGUGUACCACACGAAGAAGCAGCUGGGCAAUUUCCAAGAGAUGUUGGAGAACAUCUUCCUGCCUCUGUUUGAAGUCACCAUCAACCCAAGCAGUCACCCUGAUCUGCAUCUCUUCCUGGAGCACGUGGUGGGCUUUGACAGCGUGGAUGAUGAGUCUAAACCCGAACACCACAUUUUCAACCUUGAUAGUCCGCUGCCAGCUGACUGGACAGAAGUGGACAACCCACCCUACUCCUACUACCUCUACUACACCUAUGCCAACAUGACUGUCCUCAACCAACUGAGAAGGCAACGAGGCUUCCAUACCUUCGUGCUGCGACCUCACUGUGGUGAAGCCGGGCCGAUCCACCACCUGGUGUCAGGUUUCAUGCUGUCGGAGAACAUCUCUCAUGGGCUGCUGCUCAGAAAGGCCCCAGUGCUUCAGUAUCUUUACUACCUGGCUCAAGUUGGCAUCGCCAUGUCACCGCUGAGUAACAACAGCCUGUUCCUGAGUUACCACCGCAACCCACUGCCGGAGUAUUUGUCCAGAGGCCUCAUCGUCUCUCUGUCCACCGAUGAUCCUCUUCAGUUCCACUUCACCAAAGAGCCACUGAUGGAAGAGUACAGCAUCGCCACUCAGGUGUGGAAACUGAGCUCGUGUGACAUGUGUGAGCUGGCAAGGAACAGUGUCCUCAUGAGUGGAUUUUCACACAAGGCAAAAAGUUACUGGCUCGGCCCCAGUUACUUUAAGGAGGGCCCUGAGAGCAACGACAUCCGCCGCACCAAUGUCCCUGACAUCCGCGUGGGGUACCGCAGUGAGACGCUCACCGAGGAGCUUCACCUCAUCACUCACGCUGUGCGCACAGAGGAGCUGGACACCAACGACGAGGAGGACUCUCUGACCAUGGGUCCACUCACUGGGCCACGCUAAAGUCUCCUGGUCUCUUCCUGUAAAUCCUCGACCCUGUAGCCUGCUCAGCAUGACAACAGAAACACGUGGUGUGAGGGUAAUUCUGUCGAGCAUCAGUGUAGAAGUAUAACACACUCUGUCAACUACACAGACAUGAUUAAGCCAAGGUUUUAGUGCCACAGUUUCAAUAUUCUUCCAUUAGUCUGUGUGUUUUACUUUUGGUUUUUCUUCAACCUCUAACUCUUCUGUUUCAGUUAUUCGCUGUGACAUGUUGAGUUUGCUGCAACAAUUAGCAUCAGGGUUUAUUAGUAAUUGACCAGCAGGAUAACAACAUGUGUUUGUGUGCCCAUCAGUUUCUGGCAACGCUGCCACAUGAUCCCUGUGAGGUUUUUCUGUUUUACACUAACAAGCCAGCACAUUUAAACCUUUUCUAUAGCAAACUUGUCUCAGCGUUGCUUAAUUUCCACUCAACAGUUAUGACACUUAAUCAUCCUUUUUUGUUCAUCUGCAUUAUUAAUGCAGAGUAAUUGUAAUAGCAUGCUGGGAUUGCUGUUGGACCUUGCACACACCCUGAAAACAAUCUUUAACCAGUUUCUGUUUUAUUCCACUGAAUGCUGCAGCUCUGACUAUUUGCCAGAUGCAGAUCUUGUUGUGGAUUUUAUUUGCUAAAUUGCACACAUUUCAAAAACAUUCUUCUUUGAUCCUAAGUAGCACAGAACGCAGCAUAUUGGAGAGAAAUGGCUUUGAAUUUCAGAGACUUUAAGCGACUGACUGCAAACAUUCCUUAUAGAAAACAAGCCGCGUCAGCUGUGCAUUUAGUUAUACUUGCAAAAUUACUGUUAAUUUGUGGGUUUACUUUGAUGGUAGCAGAAAUAUAAAAGAGAGAUGUGCACUGUAUAGCACAAAAAAUGUGGAUUAAGUUGUUUUUUUUUACUGUUUCUGUGGCUUUGAAGCACCCUCUUUGCUUCUGCAGGGCCGCAGUCGUGCUCAUUCCUUCACCUUCAGAGAAAUGUUUCCUUUGCAUGCAGCAGCACAUGGUUUCUAAGCACCGAGCCACGACUUCACAGUGCCUUUUAAUAAUUAGCUUUGAGCACUGCAUGUUCAGUUUUUGUUGUGAUAACCAGCAUUUUCUCCAUAGUACACUGAUAAAACUCAAACCACCUAGCUGCAUGCUCGGUGUAAAGUAGCUUUUAUCUGCCUGAGAGAAGAAAGACUUAUUAUAUAGGCUAUAUACAUUUUUUUUUUACUAGUGCUAAGCGUCAUAGGUGCUUUUCUGCAUACCUGCAUGACUAAUGGAUGUCAAGAGAGAAUGAGUUACUGACUUUAACGUAAAGCAUCUUUAGUAGUUCAGGGUGUGCCGACUAGCUUUUGAGGUGGAAUCAGUUUUUUUUUUCUUUUCAAAUAAACAGAUUUAAGCUCAGUGUUGCAGAAAUGAGCAAACCAUGCUGGGACAUGGUUAAAACUGUUGCAUGGUUCUGCAGCAUUGCUUUUAUAUUGGUCCCAAACCUGGUCAAAAGCUACUGCCACACGCUUCAUAUUUUUACAUCAGAAACUACAAAUUUUCACGCUGCAAAACUUGCCACUGAACACAGUCCAAGGAUCAAACUGAUCGUUGGAUUCUGCCGUCUAGCAAUAUUUAGGUCAUAAAUCCUAGGUGAUGUUUAAAUAAUUAGUGUAUAGUAUUAGGAUGUGUUUGCUUGAUAGAUGAUUAGAAUGAAACACGAGCAUCUAUUUUUGUUUAGUUAGGACAUCACUGCUUAAAGGAGUAAAAAGAUGCGCUGGAGCUGAACUCAAACUCAUGUAACCGGUGGAUUUCAUCUACCGUAUAUAUUUUUUAAAGGUGAAAAAGAUUUUAUAUGCACGAUAUAGUCAUGUUAAAGGCAACACUUUUAUUUUGGUUGGUCAUUGUGAGCAUGAUGUGGUGAAUUGAGUUUCAACUUGGUUUUAUUCUUGUUGGGCUUUAACAACUAACUAGACAUGAUAUUUUAAUGUCCACCCAACUUCUAUAUACAUAUAUUACUAACGUAGCGGUUUUCACUCACUUAUGUUUGAUUACCAGAUUGCUAUACUACAAAAUAAGACAUUCACAUUUAAUGGUGCAUCUUGAUUUAGAGCGGCGGGCGGGUCAAACACCAACACAAACACUGACUCCUCCUAUGCAUCACAUCAGCAAAGUUGAUUUUGUCCCGUUCUUUGUCUAUGAAUGGAUUUUAACUUAAUUUUCUCAUCUUUGUCUGCCUGCCUUAAAAAUUGCAACAGCUUUUUUCAAAACUGACUUUUUUAUCAGUUUGAAUGUUUAAGAGUUAAUUUUCUUAUAUAGGUUGCAGUGCUUGUUUAUUCUGUUAGGAGUACGGUUUUGAUGAUUGUAUUCUGGACCACUCAGUUUCCAUCCACUCAGCUUUUCAACCCAUUGACUACCGUUUAAUUUGUUCACAAUAUCGUGCAUCCUACCUCACAAUUAGUCGUCUCCUCUUUUCCGUUAAUGGCACGACUCUGCCUACAGAGACGACAUUGGCCCACCAUCGGCCCACAAUUCGUAUUAUUUUCAUAAUUUCAUCUGUUUGGUUGUAACUUUUAAUAGUUUGUUAAAAAGAAAGUCUCCACUUUCAAUAGUGGAAGUACUUAAAGAUUGCUUUUCCCAAACGUACUAAAACUAAGAAAUGUUUGGUUUACUAUGAUAAAAAUGAGAGCGGGAAUCAAAAAUGUUAAAAAAUAGAUUUUUUUUUUUUUUUUUAGAUUGUAUUCAUGUAAAUUGAUGAUCUCAAUGUCAGAAAAGCAAACACUGUGACUAUUUGGGAAAAAUAAUAAUUUCACUUUCAUCCUUAGUUCUUUCUACAUUCAUUUCUACAUUUUUUUUAUACAAGUUUCAGCUCGCUGCCUUCACAAUCUUGAGUUAAGUAGAUGUUUUUCAUAGAAAAGUAUGUUUUUACACGGUCAUGUCACUUUUUUUUUUACAUGGUUUUAUUUUGAAUUCUGUCUAAUUUGAUCUGUAGCCUUAUUAUUGCUUGAGAUGGACUUCCAGAGUUUUCCAGAUCUAAUAAGAUUCACAUGUUCUAGAUAACAAAAUAAAGCAUGUUAAUCCACUCAA
Messenger RNA from Cololabis saira (Pacific saury), 5811 nucleotides. Its product is annotated as AMP deaminase 2-like. Gene Ontology annotation, molecular function: AMP deaminase activity. The coding region runs from base 450 to 2744 and encodes 764 amino acids. The transcript is spliced from 18 exons. NCBI's taxonomy places the organism in Eukaryota, Metazoa, Chordata, Actinopteri, Beloniformes, Belonidae. Gene Ontology annotation, biological process: IMP salvage; AMP metabolic process. Gene Ontology annotation, cellular component: cytosol. The record is from RefSeq and is a predicted model, not a curated record.